CGUCGACCAAAGGAGUCUCUAGACGCCUUUACGAGUCUUGAGUGGGGUUUUCAUCUUUAUCAUGAACAUCGGAUUAAAGGACGCGUGUUUGCGUCUGUUGAUGGAGGUUUUGCUAUAAAUAGGGCUUGUCGCCAUGGUAUAAUCAAAUAAGUAUUUCUGAUCGAGCUUAUAUUGUUUGGGAAUCUGUCUCAAUUGAGUGAGUUUCGUGUGUGUGUGUAUAUUAACUUUAUUAAGAGAGAGAGAGAGAGAGAGAGAGAAAAGAGAGACUAUGGGGAUGUUUUUAAGAAGGGGCUGGAUAGUGGCGUCUGUGUUUAUGUUACUGAUGUCGACUCAAGUGUUGGGAAAAUUAUCUAGCAAAGAUGAUCAUGCCAAGAGCAAACACCGACAUCACAAUAACAAAAGAGACGGUGCUAGUGGAGGUGGAGGUGCUGGAGGUAGUAUCGGAGCAGGAGGUGGUGCUGGCGGUGGCAUUGGAGUCGGAGGAGGCAUAGGCGGUGGUGGUGGUGCUGGUGGAGGUGGUGGUAUUGGAUCCGGAGGAGGAGUUGGUGGUGGAGGGGGUGGAAGUGGUACUGGUGGUAAUGGAGGAAGCUGUGCUGGUGGUCAUGGUGGUGGUGGACGUGGUAGUGGUGGUGGUGGUGGACGUGGUAGUGGUGGUACUGGGGGAGGUGUAGGUGGAGGUGGUGGCGUUGGAGUUGGAGGGGGAUUUGGUGGUGGUGUAGGUGGAAGCGCAGGUGGAAGCGCAGGUGGAGGUGGAGGCGGCAGUGUUGGUGGAGGAGGACGUGGUGGUGGACGGGGUAGUGGGGGAUCUGGUGCUGGUGGAAUUGGCGGUGGAGGUGGUGGAAGUAUUGGCGGUGGAGGAGGUGUUGGUGGUUCGAUUGGAGGUGGUGGUGGUGCCGGAGGUGGAGUAGGUGGUGGUGCUGGAGGAGGUGUUGGUGGUUCGAUUGGAGGUGGUGGUGGUUCCGGAGGUGGAGUAGGUGGUGGUGCUGGUGGCUUUGGUGGAGGUGGUGUUGGAGGUGGUGCUGGAGGUGCAGUAGGUGGUGGUGCUGGAGGUGCAGUAGGUGGUGGUGUUGGAGGUGGAGUAGGUGGUGGUGCAGGUGGUGGUGUCGGAGGUGGUGGAGGUGGUGCUAUCGGAGGUGGAGUAGGUGGUGGUACAGGUGGUGGUGUCGGAGGUGGUGCUAUCGGAGGUGGAGUAGGUGGUGGUGCAGGUGGUGGUAUUGGUGGAGGAGGUGGUGGUGGUGGACGUGGUAGCGGUGGAGCUGGCGGUGGUGUAGGAGCCGGAGGAGGAAUUGGUGGUGGAGUUGGUGGAGGAGGCGGAGUAGGUGGUGGUACAGGUGGUGGUGUCGGAGAUGGUGGAGGUGGUGCUAUCGGAGGUGGAGUAGGUGGUGGUGCAGGUGGUGGUAUUGGUGGAGGAGGUGGUGGUGGUGGACGUGGUAGCGGUGGAGCUGGCGGUGGUGUAGGAGCCGGAGGAGGAAUUGGUGGUGGAGUUGGUGGAGGAGGCCGUGGUGGUGGACGUGGUAGCGGUGGAGCUGGCGGUGGAGUAGUAGGUGGAGGAGGAGUCGGUGGUGGAGUUGGUGGAGGAGGCCGUGGUGUUGGUGGUGGAGGUGCUGGCGGUGGUGUAGGAGGUGGAGUUGGCGGUGGUGUAGGGGCAGGAGGUGGAGUUGGCGGUGGUGCAGGUGCAGGCGGUGGAGGUGGUGGUGCAGUGGGAGGUGGUGCCGGAGGAAAUGCUGGAGGAGGAGUAGGAGGAGUAGGCGGUGGUGUAGGAGGUGGAGUUGGCGGUGGUGUAGGGGCAGGAGGUGGAGUUGGCGGUGGUGCAGGUGCAGGCGGUGGAGGUGGUGGUGCAGUGGGAGGUGGUGCCGGAGGAAAUGCUGGAGGAGGAGUAGGCGCUGGUGGUGGUGCAGGUGGUGGAGGCGGUGGAGGCGGUUUUGGCAGUGGUGUUGGAGGGGGUGGAGGUGGAGGACUUGGCGGUGGUGGUGGAGGAGUGGGAGGUGGUGUAGGAGGUGGAGCAAAUGUUGGUGUAGGAGUUGGAGCAGGAGGCGGUGCAGGAGGAGGAGCUGGUGGUGGUCUAGCGGGUGGAGGAGGAGUCGGCGGUGGUGUAGGAGGCGGAGCAAAUGUUGGUGUAGGAGUUGGAGCUGGAGGUGGUGCAGGAGGAGGAGCUGGUGGUGGUGGUGGUGGUGGCAUUGGUAACCGAAGACAUUAAAUCGGAAAGGGCAGUGACUUAACAAUUUGGUACUCCAUGCACGUUACUUCCAUGCAUGCUUAAUAUUAGUAAUGAAUAAAACAAGUCUUUCGUUGUGUUGCUGAGCAUGACUCGUCUUUUAAUGGCUAUAUCUUUCGUAUGUUGUAAUGCUUUCUGUUUUUGUUAUACCGUUGAUUAUGUCUCUGGAAUCUUCUGUUUCGUUGUAAACUUUGAUGUUCACUAAACUUUUUAUAAUACAAGUAGUUGCAAAAAAAUA
Molecule: messenger RNA, 2453 nt
Organism: Brassica napus (rape)
Lineage: Eukaryota; Viridiplantae; Streptophyta; Magnoliopsida; Brassicales; Brassicaceae
Product: glycine-rich cell wall structural protein 1-like
Exons: 1
Coding region: 269-2197 (642 amino acids)
Source: RefSeq, a predicted model, not a curated record